Molecule: messenger RNA, 3856 nt
Organism: Sphaerodactylus townsendi
Lineage: Eukaryota; Metazoa; Chordata; Lepidosauria; Squamata; Sphaerodactylidae
Gene: FAM124B
Product: family with sequence similarity 124 member B
Exons: 3
Coding region: 130-1515 (461 amino acids)
Cellular component (GO): nucleoplasm
Source: RefSeq, a predicted model, not a curated record
GGCGUGGCGAGAUGGGACCACUUGUUGCCCGCGGGCGCUCGUGCUGGAGGCAGGUGCUGCGACCAAAGGAUGCUCCGGCGCUGCCUCCGGCUGCAGGCAUCAUGAAGGCAGAGACCGGGUCAGUGUACAAUGGAUGGAAGAGCAGAGCCUUUGGUGAUGUCUGUGCACCUGCUUGCCAAAUCUGGAUAUGCAUUACUCUUGCAGCAAACCCUCAGUCAGCUUCAAGAACGGAUCUGCCUGGAUGUACGCCUUUUCCUUGUAUCAGAAGUCACUUCUCCAGUUAAGUAUUAUGAGACGUACCGCCAGAAGAGCUCCAGAUUCCCUGGGACCUCGGUUCUGCUUUUCUUGCAUGAAGACUUGGGGGAGGAACGGAUUUUCCAAAUCCAUGAUUUUUUCCAGCACCCACCAUGGCACCGUGUCAACCUGGAAUGUGCUAACAGGAAGCUGUCUUGGCAGGCCCUUGGUAAUCAGGAGUUCUACGGGCUGGAUGAGCAUAUGCCAGUGUGGGGAGUGCGACAAGUUCAUUACGGCACUGAAAUUCUGCGCAUCACACUCUAUUGUAGCUUUGACAACUACGAUGAUGCAGUGAGGCUUUAUGAGAUGAUCCUGCAGAAAGAGGCGACGGUGCAAAAAAACAGCUUCUGUGCCUUUGUGUUGUAUACAACAAAGAGCAUCGCAGUUCAGCUUUGCUUGAAACAGCUGCCUCUUGGGCUGCUGGUCGACUUGAAGGAAUCUUCGGUGUUGCAGUUCAAAGUGCAUGAAAUUGGGCAGCUGGUUCCGCUUCUGCCUAAUCCCUGUGUUCCUCUAAGCAGCACUAGGUGGCAAACGGAAGACUAUGAAGGAAACAAGAUCCUGCUUCAGGUUCAAAACAGCUCAAAACACAGUGGACAGCAGAAUUCAAAUCCCAGUUGCCUCAAUAAUGCAAGUGAAGAAAGACUUCCCCACUAUUCUAACCCCACUCCGUUAGCUGUGAGGCAAAUACCUGCGCAGCAAAAAAAUCGAACUCUCCGAGCUGUGAAGAAUAAAAACAAAUCUACACGGAGUGGGAUGUACACUCCAGGAAGUAUUUGCAAUCCCUCACAAAAUCAGUCUAGCUCUUUAUCCCAGUCACAUUGUCCCACAGACUCUUCUCUGCAGGACCUAAUGCCACCUUAUAUGAACUUGAGCACUCAGUUAAGAUUUUCCAGUUGUGAACUCUGGCAUUGCACGAAGGAGGAAGAGACUAAUGUCGAUACAGGCUAUAGAGCAGAAUCUUCUAACUGUGAUGGCUCUCCGUUAAACAGGUUCUCAAAGGACUUGCAAGAUGGUCUUCCACCCCUGCAGCAGCUAUGUUGUUCAUUCCCUGGUGCUGGCUCUAGAAUCAGCUUGCUCUCUGCAGACAGAAACGAUCCCUCAUUACGUAUUACCAAAAUAAAGAAUAAAGGAUCAGGAGAGAUGCAGUCAGGUUCUCAUCUAGGUAGAUCAAGAGCAACCCAUAGGAAUGAAACGGAAGAGGAUGAAGAAUUUUUCAUAUGACUUUAAAUACAAACUGAUUUCCAAGUGCCUUAUUUUUGAAAUAAUGGAGAGAGCAAUCUGUAUCUUGCACAAAGACCUUGUCUUUGUGCAGAUACCCCAGCUGCCUAUACUACCUUAUUCUGUUAGUGCAAAAAGAAAGCUUAAGAGUAGUUUGCAUAUUAUUGCACUUUUAAUCUAUUUAGCAUUAGUUAUUCUUCAUGAACAUUAUUCCCUUCUGCAGUCCAGUCUAAGCUCCUUGAAAUCAAUGGGAGAAACUUUGCACAGGAUUGCACUGUAGAGUUAUAUAUAUAUAUAUUUUAAGUGAGUUAGAAAACUCACUUAACUUAAGUGAGUAAGAGAAAACUCAUAUGCCGGACAAGUAUAUUCUGAAAUAUUGAACAACUGUUAUUGUAUGAGAAACCAUUCACUUAAUGCUCCCCCAUCCCAAAUUUACUAAAGUUCAUCGGAAGCAUAGUAGUCACAAACCUGUUAGCCUCUGUGUGCUGCUGCUAAUGGCCCAGUAAUUUUAGGCACCUUACUGCAUGGGAGAACCAUACAUCGAUGUGACCAGAGCUCCGAACUGACAAAGCAGCACAAUGGCAUACAUGCUCAAAGAGCCCAUGUUUCACUGAGUUCUUGCUGUCUCAGCCACAGAGUUGUUCCUAACUAUUCUGGCUGACCUGAUGAUACUGGAUACUCAGAACUCUGAAGAAAUUGUACACCAGAGCUUUUGUCAGUGACAUGCUCCUAUCACUUUACUAGCACAAGGAGGUCAAGUUUUGGGUAGCUGGAAUUAUUAAGCUGUUCAGUUCUAUGGGAAUGUGGUGAAUGGCUGCAAAUGUGGAAAUGGAAGUGUUCCAUUAAUUUGAAUUGGUGAGUGGAAGUGAAGCUGUGGUUUGGAUCUGCACACACAUCUCUUAGAGUAGGUACAAAUGCUGGCUAUAUAAGUGGAGAGGGUCUAUAUCUGCUUUAUAGUAUCUCUGGUAACAGGCCUUGGAAAGAUAUCAGCCAGAGUCAACAGUAUAGUUCCUGUGGCACCAUAGCACCUGUCAACACCUUCCUGGCACCUGCCAAGUAUUCUUACAAAGCGAGCAGGGCCAGGUAGGGUUUUCUGAGUAUCUGACAUUUACGGUAUAAUGCUCACAGUGGCUCUAUGUAAAGUACUGAGGCAAAUAACAGUGAUAUCCUAAGAAUGCUGUGGGGUUUGCUUCUGAAUAAACAGUCAGGCUUUACAGCUAAAAUGCUUAAUGCACCUAAUGUAAACUUCUACUGAAGUCAUCAAAUCUACAUUAAUGUGUUGUUAUAAUUUGGGUGGAAGUUGAUAAUAUUACUACAUUGAAUUUUGGUUACUUUUCGAAACAUCUUUUAUAUUCCUAUCAAAAUUUUAUCAGAAUCUCUCUCUGCCCACAUAAGCAAGAACCUCUCACCAACCUCACCAACCCUUCAGCUCUGGCUGUUGCUACAAGUGAUAGUGUAGUUAGAAAAUGGCUGGGCUCCUGAGAGAAGCGCCCAUAUGAAUGCAGUAGCUGGGAGAAGAAUCAUUUUCUCCCUUCUUUUUCCUAAGAGAGCCAGCAUAGCAUAGUGGUUAAGACCAGGUGGAUUCUAAUUUGGAGAACCUGGUUUGAUUUCCCACUCCACAUGAACGGCGGACUCUUACCUUGUGAACUGGAUUUGUUUUCCCACUCCUACACAUGAGGGCUGCUGGGUGAAGGCUGCUGAGAGAAUUCUCCGGAACACUCUCAGCCCCACCUAUCUAACAAGGUGUCUGUAGUGAGGAGAGGAAGAGAAGGAGUUUGUAAGCCACCCUGAGAAAGGUGGGGUAUGAACCCAAACUCUUCUUCUAAGUGUGUUAGAUGCUUGCAAAAUGAAGAUAGGUAUUGCCAAAUGAGGAAUUAGCUAGCUCAAUAUGUGUUUUGUGUGUAUGCAAGAACUUAUUUUAAAGAAUAUGUUAAUUUUAAAAGGCAUCCCAUUUAUCAGAGCUUUUGCCUGAAAUGUUAAAGAGUUAGUAUCAGAGUUAUGCUCAACCUCACUCCCUGACAUUUUGUGGUUGGCUCUGCCUCGUGUAGCAGAUAUGUCUGGCUGCACACGUUAUUUUCUGUACAGUUCCAGAAGUGCCCACAGACUCAAAAUGGUUGGGGAUGCUAUUUGUUGGUUAGAGAAGCCAGUGUUGAACUAGAUGAGGAAAGUGUCACUCUGUAUAAGCCAGUUGAUUUACAGUAGAGAUAUGACCAUCAAGAGAAUGAGGUUAUCUGCUUAGUUACAAUGUUAUUACUAGUAUUGUUUUUACACUCUUCUCUGGCUGUUCCGUGUUACACAGAAAACAUAGAAUGCUGUUUGUUCAAAUAAAAUGUAUACUUCUGCA